UUAUCAAUUACGCAGAUACUGAAAUUCGCCAUUCUGUCAGCCAUGAAAACGAAAGCGGAGCGCGAUAACAACAAAUUGUUUUGAGACACCAUGUUAUUUUAUAACGCGUUUAAAUCCGUGAUAUUGAAAUAUUCUUUUCUCUCAUACCUUCGUAUAUAUAAUACGCGAUUGACGUCAAGCAUCACUCACAACACUAGAGAUCUAGUAAUUGAUCUGAAAACAAAAUCAAACACACCGAGCACACUAAACGAUAAGCAUAUUACUAACGUCACCGACUUAUCGCAGUUCCUCUCCCACUCCUCGGAGAACUCCUAUCCCCUAUUUAGUUGAGUCAUGCUUGCGUUCUCGAUGCUUCGUCGUUGUACAUCGGUAAGAAACCAGUUUCUGUUCGUGUCUGUACGAUCGACGCGCAACGGCGAUCGGCACCGCGUCAAUCGUUCGAUCACCAGCGUGCGCGCGCGCGCGCACGCGCGCACUCUCACUCGUGUUUCGACCUCGACUGAAAAUCGUUUCGAAAUUCCACGUGAGGUUGAGCGAGAGAACCUCCUCGAAAUAUCGGCAUUGUGUGCAAACUAGAGAUACUCAUUCGCUACCUCUUAACGAACGGUUUGUUGCUUAACGAACCGAAACGAAAGAGGGAGGGAGAGAGAGAGAGAGAGAGAGAGAUAAAUAAAUAAAGUAAUAAUGAUGCUCAGCAAGUUGAGCACAAGACUGCGACACGCUGGAAGGAAACUCCUUUUGAGCAGUGGCGAGUUUUCCGCAGGCCCAAAAAACUAUGCAAGAGGGACGCAUUUUAAGUAUUUCCCGUGUGAAAAACAGAUCGUCGCCGGUGAGACUCAAAAGCUGAAUAUGUAUCAAGCUAUAAAUCAUGGACUUAACAUUGCAUUGGAAAACAACCCACGUUCAGUUGUGUUUGGCGAGGAUGUGGCAUUCGGAGGUGUCUUUCGUUGCACGAUGGACUUGAAGAACCGUUUCGGUGCCGAUCGUGUCUUCAACACGCCUCUCUGCGAGCAAGGAAUCGCCGGUUUCGGAAUCGGUUUAGCCAAUGCGGGAAUAUCAGCGAUUGCCGAAAUACAAUUUGCCGAUUAUAUAUUUCCCGCUUUUGAUCAGUUGGUAAACGAAGCGGCAAAAAUGAGGUAUCGAAGCGGCAGUAUGUUCGACUGCGGCAAGCUCACGAUUCGUGCACCUUGCGGAGCCGUCGGCCAUGGUGGUCUUUAUCACUCUCAAAGCCCGGAAGCCUACUUUGCACACACUCCCGGUUUGAAGAUCGUCGUCCCUCGCGGAGCGAUGCACGCAAAGGGUCUCUUGUUGAGCUGCAUCGACGAGCCGGAUCCCUGUAUCAUAUUCGAGCCUAAAAUUCUGUAUCGCAUAGCGGUCGAUGAAGUACCCGUUGCACCUUACAAGAUUGCAAUCGGCAAGGCUGAAAUUGUAAGAAGCGGUGAUGCCGUGACACUCGUUGGCUGGGGCACUCAGGUGCACGUACUGCUGGAGGUAGCCGACUUAGUCCAGGAGAAACUCGGCGUAUCCUGCGAGGUGAUAGACCUCGUCUCCAUUCUACCUUGGGACGCGGAACUUGUGUGCAAGUCGGCGAAGAAAACCGGACGCGUUAUCGUCGCCCACGAAGCGCCGAUGACGAAUGGAUUCGGGGCAGAAAUAGCUGCGACGAUUCAGACGGAGUGCUUCCUGCAUCUGGAGGCGCCGGUUCAAAGGGUCACAGGAUGGGACUGUCCUUUCCCGCAUAUCUUCGAGCCGUUCUACCUACCGGACAAGUGGCGUUGUUUCGCGGCUGUCCGAGACAGUCUUAAGUACUGAGGUUGAGACACAAAGGGUGGCCAUGGCAGUUGCAGUGGAAAAAUUCAGAAGAAAUUGUGAGCCUGUUGUCCGCAGAAUGUCCUGAAAUUAUCCUAAAAACAUACCGUUAUCAGUAGAACAUUUAACAUUUUUUUCAAACACAAUCUUUUAUAUAUUUUAAUAUAAAUACCUCCUUUUUUUCUUUAUCAAUUACCUGGAAGAUUACACGAUACAAAAAAGCGAAGUAGAGGAAAUAAUAAUCGCUGAAAAAUCCGCCGUAUGCACUUAACACGAUUAUUCUAUCGUUUAUGUAUAACGAAUUACCGCUUGUAAACGUAACUCGCAUAAUCGCUCAUAUUUGUAAAACACGUUUACACUGUUUAGCCGCAUAGUAAACUAUUAAUUUAGUCCUGCUAAAACUAUCGCUUAUCUGGAAUAAAUAAAGCAUAUACACAGAUAUAUCUUUCAUAGUAAGGAAAUAUGAAUCCGGAUGACCUGACUGUAGUAUACAUUAUACGCGCAUGCAAACCCAUGUCCCUGACCCAGUUAGUCGCAACCCACAUAAAUCCAUCCCUCUUGUCUAAAUUAAUAACAUGAAAGAUGAUACAAAUCGUCGCCGGAGGCAAUAAUGCGCCGCUCGACAAAGAUGUCAGACAGACAUUCAGGAUGGAUCGCCUAGGUAUCCCUUUUUUCUCACCGAUAAAAUCUGGGUCAAGUCCUUCUUUAAUAAUAAAACUGCGCGCCGAUUGUACGCGCGUCGUGGCAAUGUAAUAUCUCAAUCAAGGUUUCGGUCCCAAGCGCUGUCCUUUCCAGUCUAAACUUUUAGAUCCUCACGUUUCGCUUGUCAGCAGGAUGUGCUUUUGAAUGAAGGCGUAAAAAAAGAACUGAAGAAGAGAAUUCAGAUUUCACAAGUCGAAGAAACGAAUACAAGGGACAUUAGGUCAGUGACAGAAAUAAACGCAAAGUUACAAAAUGUUUUCCUUUUCAUUUGCUUCUGAAAGCUGAUCUAUUGUUACUGUCGAUUGCUAAUUGCACAUUACUUUCAAAAGUAGACGAUUGAAAAAAUUUAAAAACUUAUCGAGAUAACGUGUAAAAAGCGAAAUUAAAGAAAAGGAAGUGUACUGAACUGCACGCUUGUGGCAUAUUUUGUAAUUUGAAAGGGAAACCACAUUCUUUCACUAUAUAUUAUGAUACGUGAAAGUUGGCAGAGCGACGAACAUAUACGUACACAUACGCGGUGUGCAAUGAAAGAAAGAGAGAGAAGAAAAGCUGGGAGAGACCUGGCAGCAGUGGAAAAGAGAUGGAGAACCAGUCGCCGCGAAGCGUAGACUAUAUCGAAGGUCGACGAGUUACCUUUUUAUUAGUCGAUUUUUGCGGGAAUAGAGCAAUGGCUUUUACACGCUAACAUAUGGCGUCGAUGCGACCACAGACAUCGAAAGUCGAGAGAUUCUUACUCUCUUCGAUUCGACGACGGUUAUGAAUAUCGAUACUCCUCCGGAACUAUGAUUUACUAUUCUUAACAACACUGACAAAAAAAAAUGGUUAAAAAAAUAAUCCAUA
Trachymyrmex septentrionalis is the source of this 3351-nucleotide messenger RNA. It is a transcript of the gene BckdhB, whose product is annotated as 2-oxoisovalerate dehydrogenase subunit beta, mitochondrial. Lineage: Eukaryota; Metazoa; Arthropoda; Insecta; Hymenoptera; Formicidae. The record is from RefSeq and is a predicted model, not a curated record. Gene Ontology annotation, biological process: branched-chain amino acid catabolic process; response to nutrient. The transcript has 8 exons. Gene Ontology annotation, molecular function: catalytic activity. The coding region runs from base 685 to 1812 and encodes 375 amino acids.